UACAAUAAUUAAAAGAUGGAUUCAAACCAUCAUUUCCUAAAAUCUUUUUUUCUUCCGUAUAGCUAUAAAAGAUGCAUCCAUUGCAAGAAAAAAAAAUUUUUCAAAUUAGUGUAUAGAUGCAACAAUUGCGAAGCAAUAGUUCAUAAAAAAUGUCACAAACACUCUCAACGGCAAAUAGAAAAAAUAAUAGCAACUGAAAUCGAGAAAAUUUUAACUACACAAGAACAAGAAACAGCCAUAAUUAACAUAUCACAGGCUAAUUGCGUUACCGACCUCAUUGGUAAUGAAUUUGAACUCGAAACUCAGAACGAUGAAAAAAAAUCUAAUUUACCAAUAUUAAGUCACGAGCAUCCUCAAGAAAAAACAGAAAUAGAUAUUCCAGUUAUAAAUCUUAAAAAAGAAACUGAAUCUUUUCAAAAUUCACUUUACUUUAAUAUAAAGGAAACAACAUCAACUAUAAAAAAAAUAGAUACGUCUUGUCUCUUACCGUUGACCAAUGACCGCCCGACUGUGCACAAUGUGAGUUCCCGACUGUCUAACAUGAACAUGACGGAUCAAAUGGCCGUCAACCAGAACCGGUCGCUGUUCGAAAAGUACGGUAUCCCUUUGGCCGAUAUCGACUUCGACUAUGUGAAGACUUGCAAUGACCCUAAAAUAUUGAAACGCAUCAUUAAAAUAUUGGAAUCUGGAGAAGAAGGACUUUAUCCAGCACUGUUAAGGGAAACCGAAAAUCGUUUACGCCAAAUUAAACCAGAUGCUUCAAUAUUGAAUAGAAAACUCUGUUUUGCCCAAAAGUCUUCUGAACUAUCUGUAAAUGAAAAUUAUGGUGAUGAACUAAAUGAUGUGGCUAAUUGGAUAAAAAAGUCAAAUCAACAAGAAAAAGAAUUAUCAUCUGUAAAGAAAAACUCAAAAAGCUUCAUGAAUGGUCACAGUGAACCACCAGUUCGAAAGUCUAUUGAUUUAACAUCAAUGUUUAAUAGUGAAAAGCCUGAACAGGAAUUUUCAACGCCUAAAACAACUAGUGUAAAACAUGAACCAUUGGAAGCCUCAUAUUCUAAAUGGGAUAAAUAUGAUCCUGAUGUAGAAAUAAUGAAGUUGGAUAAUAAAGAAAAGAUUGAUAAAUUACAAGCGCAUAAGAAAAAAAAUAUGAAUUCAAAUACUUUGUCAGUUGGAUUGAAUGAUUCAAAAAGUUUCAACGAUAGAGUUAAAUCUAUGAAGAAUUAUGUAGAUACAAUGUCUAAAUGUGGUACUUUUAAACCUCAAGACUUGGCUAUGCGAGAAAAAGAACUGGGAAAUGAAUGUUUUAAAUCAAAUGAUUACGAGGAGGCAAUUUGUCAUUACAAUACUAGUAUUAGCAUUCAUUCAACACCUGAAGCAAGAAACAAUCGUGCUAUGUCAUUUAUUAAAUUGAAAAAACAUGAAAAAGCAUUGGACGAUUUAAGAGAAGUAAUUGAAAGUGACUCAAAAAAUAUAAAAGCACAUUUUCGAAGAGGGUCGUGUUAUAAAGCUAUAUCCAUGUACUGCUUAGCAUUACGAUCAUUUGAAUCCACAUUAAAGUAUGAUUGUAACAAUGUAAAUGCCCUCAAUUCUGUAAAAGAAUUAAGAAAUACGAUAAAAAACAUUGAUCGAAAAAAAUUAAUCAAGGUUCGUGAAAUAACUAGGCAUUAUGAUGGAUCUGUCUGGGAUAUAGAAGAUAUAUUCUAUGUGUCUUAUAUGGAACUUUCAGAGUUGAUUAAAGACAAAAUUGAGCAUGUGUAUGAAGCUAAUUCUAUUGGUUGUAUAGAAUAUUGUGUUUGUGAUUUGUGUCCUUGGCACGAGUGGCUCCAGCGUCAUAAAAAAUGGGGUCGUCACAAAAUGUUUAAAAAUGAAGUCCCAAAGAAACGUUGGCAAUUUUUGACACCUGAUAUCGUGCCUAAAUUAUUGUCUACGUCUUUAACUCUAGAAACUCAAAAACCGAAAAGAUUAAAUGUUACUGAAAUCAAUUCAGCUAAAAUAAAUGGUCAUCAUAAUUCAACGAAAAUUUCCAAUAAAGAAAUUAAUUCAACUAAAAUGAAUGGCCAUUAUAAUUCAACGAAUAUGAAUGGUCAUGUAAUCAAUGGAAUUGAUAAAUCUCCUUGUAAAAAUUGUGACGACAAAAUAAAUAUGAAACCCGUGUCUAAUGUUCAACAAUUUUUACAAAUCUGGAAAAUAGCCAGUCAAAAAAAUAACUAUGAAUUAUAUCAUAAACUUUUGCGGAGUAUUAAACCAAAUGAUUUACCUAGGGUUAUAGGAUCGAAUUUGGAUGAGGAAAUCAUGUCCAAGUUUUUGGAAACCCUGAACCAGAAAUUUGAUCGCAAUUGUGAAUUAGAUCUUAUUGUAGAAUACUUAACAGCCAUGACCAAAGUUAAUCGGUUUAAUCUUAUUGUAAAGAUGUUAGACAACAAAGUUAAAGAAGAUGUCCAACCAUUAAUAGAUUGUGUUCAUCGCUAUAAAAAUAAUAAUUUGUUCUCAUCAUUAUUAUGAUUAUAACUUGUAUGAUGUAUUACUCUAGUUGGGUGAAUAUUGUCAAGAAAAUGUUCCACUUUUUAAUUAUACAAAGUAUAUUUCAUUACGAUUUUGUUGUCCAAGAAUUUAAAAAAAAAAAAAAUGUUUAAUAAAAUAAUAAUAAAAAAAAAAAUGUAAUUUCAAAUGAAACAAAACUAUACAAGUCUGAUUAAUAUACCUAUCAAAUCAUUUAAAAAAAUUUAAAUGAAAUAAAAUAUAGUUUAUAGUAUACCUGUUUAAUGUUAUUAACAAAUGUGUGAAAUUUUAUGUUAAAAUAAUAAUUAAAUACUUUUAUUGCUGUACCGGUUAAUUAAUAAUAUGUAUUUGGACUUAUUGGUAAUAUGUAAAUGUUCUAUAAUGUAUAGUAUUUUAUUCUUUUCAGUACUUGCCUCUGUUGAGUACUGACUAAGAUUAAUAUUUACAGUUCAAAUUAUAAGUCAAACAAAUAUUAUAUUUACUCUUAAUGUCUAAAAAUUUAAUUAAUUUGAAACUAUAAUCAGCAGUAAAUCUGCAUUUAUUGUGGCCUUUUAAUACAUAUUAUUUAUAGACUCAUAGUAUUCUACACUUUUACAAUUAUCAGUGUUCUGGUGUUAAAACUACCAAUUAAUUUAAUUUAAUUUUGAAGUACAUAAUUUUGCAUUUUAUAUUUUCUGCACCAUGAAAGCUUUUGUUUUAGAAAUUUGAUUCAUUUUUAUCGAGUAUUAUUUUAAUUGAAGUAAUUACUGUAUUCACAAUUUUAAUUUACUAUAAGCCAAAUCCUUAGUAAUAAAUAAAUACAUUUUGAACCGUUA
Molecule: messenger RNA, 3314 nt
Organism: Aphis gossypii (cotton aphid)
Lineage: Eukaryota; Metazoa; Arthropoda; Insecta; Hemiptera; Aphididae
Gene: Spag1
Exons: 14
Coding region: 16-2502 (828 amino acids)
Cellular component (GO): mitochondrion; cytosol
Molecular function (GO): heat shock protein binding
Source: RefSeq, a predicted model, not a curated record